GCGCCGUGGCUUCGCUCGCAUACGAGCACGAGAAGCUCCUCUGGCCGAUGCGCUCAUUGGCUCGUAACGCGUGCAAUAGAGACUGAAAAAUAAAAUAAAGGCAAAGGGGAACUUCUGACUGGAGCGAUUACGAAGCUCCUAGCUCGAGAGAUGAACGGUACCGGGAGUGCGAAUCGAUCGAUCGGUCAUUGAAUCGUUUCAGCGAAUGAUAAAAUAACCCAAUGCGAGAACUUGCCCCGGUAGAAAUUCCGUGGAAUCAUGAAAAUUGGUUAAAACACUUGAAAUGAGAUUGGAAAGUAAAGGUUUGGAGAAACUGUCGCGUGCUCGUAUGUCUGUCGGAAGAAUUAUGAUACCGGAGUGCGCGAGAUAAAUGAGGGAUCAAUAAUUUCGUUUUGUGGUUCGAUCGUCGUUGUUGUUCUUCGCUUUUCUCGAGUGAAUAUUCCUUGUGAAAUAAUCGACCGGAUUCUCCGCUUGGUUCUCGCGACUGUGAACAGUAUUAAUAUUUUUUAUACUAAAAUAAGAAUUCGUUAAAGUAUAAAGUUCGCGCGUGCUGCAUUAAUAAUGCUCGUGUGAUAUGCCACUCGAUAAGAAGCAACUGCACUUCUCGUCUAAUCUUGAGACUCCCGAGCAGCUGCAACGAGAGUGAUUGCUUCGAUUGUUGUUGUCAUUACCAUUCGACGUUAACGGGAAUAUAAUUAACGCUCGUUCCAUCGCUGUUUACAAAUACGGGCGCACAGACGAGCGAGCACGAGUUGCGCGAGUCGUUUUCGUCUUUCAUACCGAGAGUUUUGCUCGAGCUCGAAGUACUUGGAAAAACUCUUUUCCUGCUUCCCACUCGAUAUUUCCCUAGGAUUUUCUCCGCCUUCGUAACCGCUUCGCCGCUGCGCUCAAUCGGCUCGAAAUCAGUCUGUCGAACAGGAAAAAGCGACUUUUGUGGCGGGCACAUUUGAAUGGCACCGGAUUUCGAAAAAAAGAGGGAGCCGAGGCGGGCUACUACGGCCACCGCUGCCAGACAUCACCGCUUCAUUGCUCAUCAUCCGUUCGUUAAGAGCGAUCUCGAAGGGAUGCUGCUCAUGAGAUGCGCCGCUAAUUCAUUCGCCACGGAUCAUUAUUAUCAUUACGGUAACAACGCAUCUGGUGGAACGAAUUCGGCGGUGACGGGCUCGACGGCGAGGAGCACGAUAACGUCGAGCAACCGUCCUCACUCCGCAAGACGAAUAGGACCCCAACAGCGUCACCAGCAGCAACGGAACCAAGCGCAGCUCGCCCAAGCACAGCAACAGACGAGAAGUUUGUCACUCACUUCGUUGAAUCCUGUGGCUGCUCGAACUUCUGAUGAAAUUGUUUCGCCAAGACCGAGCGGCAGUUCUGCGCAGGACGUUUGUGACAAUUCGAACGACUCGGGACUCGGUUUCGAAGAGAGGCAACAGCAACAGCAGGCCCAUCAGCAAAUCAAUAAUUCAACGUCGUGGAACGGCGCCGGCGAGGAGGACACCAAGAGACGGAAGAUGGACAUAAAGCUCGAGUCGGAGGACGCGAACUUCGCCUUUCCCGAGGUCGCACGGGGCGUGUCGUCGAGCAGCAGCAGCAACAGCAGCAGCAGCAGCAGCAGCUCGAGCAGCAGUUCGAGCAGCAGCUCGAGCAACAGCGGCUCCGAGGUCAACGUGGCGACGGUUGGAGCUCGGAAUGGCAGUGGAUUAUCGACGAGCACCUCGAACGGCAUAAACGCCGGUGGAAUUUCGAGUCGCGCUGGAAACGGGAGCACUUCUGUUGGGAGGGUCGUCGGCGUCACGAGACCGCGUCCGGCCAUCGGGGUUUACAACAAGAGACCACCACCGACGCACCAAGGUCCCGUCACUCUUACGUCGCAACUUUGCAGCGUAUCCCGAGACGGUAAGGCCCAACUUCAGAUAAUUUGCCAACCGGAACAGCAGCAUCGUGCGCGUUAUCAAACGGAGGGAUCCCGAGGGGCGGUUAAAGAUCGAACCGGAAAUGGUUUUCCGAUCGUCCGCCUCGUUGGCUACGACAAACCAGCGACUUUGCAGGUCUUCAUUGGCACAGAUCUCGGGCGCGUUGCUCCGCACAUGUUUUACCAGGCUUGUCGAGUCAGUGGAAAAAAUUCGACCCCGUGCGUCGAGCGUAAGCUCGACGGGACGAUCGUCAUCGAGGUCGACAUGGAUCCGACGAAAGACAUGCUCGUCACUUGCGACUGCGUUGGCAUCCUCAAAGAACGUAACGUCGAUGUUGAACAUCGAUUCCCUCAAGAGGCUGGCGUACUGCAAGGACGCAGUAAAAAAAAGUCUACGAGAUGCCGCAUGGUUUUUCGUACUACGAUCACACACGCUGAUGGCAGCAGCGAAACUCUUCAAGUUUGUUCACAACCCAUAGUUUGCACUCAACCUCCUGGUAUCCCGGAGAUUUGCAAAAAAUCACUGACCUCGUGUCCCUGCACCGGUGGCUUGGAGCUCUUCGUGUUGGGUAAAAAUUUCCUGAAGGACACUCGCGUUGUCUUUCAAUUGGACAACGAAGAUUUGACGAGCACUUUGGAGCCUCAUUGGGAGUGCGCUGUGAUACCGGACAAAGAAUUCCUCCAGCAAACGCACCUCGUUUGCGUAGUACCGCCUUACAGAAGACAGGAUCUCGCGCCGACGGAAACUGUGAACGUUAAAUUGUACGCUGUGUCCUCCGGGAAGACGAGCGAACCUCAUACAUUUUUAUACACCGCUGUUUCAACCCCGCCUGAACCAUCGAUCGGAAAAAUCGAAGCUGCUGUCGUUACGCCACUGGCCUCCGCGAGCAACGAUCCUACGAGUCUUACAACGUCGACAACUGCGGGACCACUCGCUGCAGUUACUACUAACGCACUGAUCUCACAAACGACUGUACCAGCUCCGAAUUUCUUGUCGAGUAUCCAACAGUCGCAAUCAUCACAGCAGCAGCAGCAGCAGCAGCAACAGCAACAGCAACAACAGCCGCAAACGGAUGUAUUGAAAAACGAUCCAAGCCCGCCGCCGUCAGCAGCGUCAGCGCAAGUAACACCAGUGAUGAUGUGGUCCUCGCAAUCUUCGACCUGUCAAAGCACAGUGUCCGACGUUAUGAUGCCUCCGCCGAAUCUCGUGGCAAAUCCGCUUCUGAAUCGAAGGUCGUCUUCGAACCACCAGUUGAUAAUACCGGACAAUUUGAAGACCGAAGUGCUGGACGAUAGCAGUGAGAACAGUAUGUUGAGCGAGAGCAGUAUGCAAAGUAUGCCGACCCCGACGUCGGUGAAUGGAGGAGGAGCUGGAACGAGCCCGUUGCACCAAUUGGUCGGUGAAAAUUCGGGGGAUGGAGCGCAAGCGAGUAUGAUAAGAUCGGUCACGGUGCCGACGUUGGCUUCGCCGCCGCAGGAAUCGGUCGGAAUUCUCGGGGUGGUUGAUCUCAUGCGGAAUCAGCAUCCUCUUUCGCUAUCAUCGAGUCACCCAAGCCCGUUCACAACGAUGCACGAUCAGCAACAAACUCACGUUAAAGUUCUGAGUCCUCAUCACAUAAACAAAGAUCCGAAUGGAAUAUUGCCGAGCGAAGCGGUGAGCAACGGCGUGGUGAUGCCUUUGCAGGGCGCCGGAGUUGUUGAUUUGCGAACGAAACAUCAUCAGUCGGAGUACAAUGCUCUGAGCAACUUUACGACGACACCGGCGGGUCAACCGCUGCCAGCUCAGAGCGGUCACAGCAUUGAAAAAUAUCUGAAUCACAUUGAAUCAACGGCAACUACCAUGUCAAAGGAAAACGAUAAUCAGGAGAAUAAUUUUGUCGGUGCCAUACAGCAACAGCGCGCUUCCAUAAUCGCCUCGAGCAGGCCACAAUCGUCCCAGCAAACUCCUAAUAUUUUGGCACCCAAUGCAGCGACCGUGAAGCUCGAUGCUCUCGUGAAUUCGGCUGCGGAUAGUCAUCAAUUGCCAAUGAGAUCGGUGAAUACGAGUCCAAACGGUAUGAUGGGUGGAGCACUGUCCGAUCAUGAGUCUAUGACGAGUCCGCAGCAACAAUCUACGAGAACGAGUCCACCGAUACCGGUAAAGACGAUGCUCCUCGAAGCCCUGUUGCCAAAUUCACCGGUGCAGAGCCACAACGGAAAUGCCCCAUCGAGCGUAGUCAGCGCGACUUCAGGAGUCAGCGACGAAUGUCCGGAGGAGAAUUUAUUGACGACGAUAAAUGCGGCUCUGCUGCCACCGCUGCAGGAGCCUCCGGUGGUCGUGGCGGCUCCUGCUGUCAUGAACAAUUCUCCAGUGAGCGUUAGUGCUCUGGCGGUUACGAGCGAGCCGAUAGCUCGAAGCGCCGAGCAGAUUCACCAAAUUCACGCUUUGGUGCAGCAGGACGUUGUGAUUCAGCAGCAAGUUCAAGAAGUCGAGCAGGUUGUCGCUCAGGCUCAGCAGCAAGUUGAGCAAGUCGUAGCUCAGGCUCAGCAGCAAGCUGUCCAAGCUGUUCAACAAGCACAGCAGCAAGUCGUCCAGCAGGUCGUUCAGCACGCUCAGGUUGUACAGCAGGCGGUACAGCAGGUUCAAGCUGCUCAACAAGUCCAAGCGGUUCCCGCUGUUCAACAAGCGGUCCAACAAGCCACCCAGGAGGUUCAGCAGGCUGUGCAACAGGCGACUCAGGAAGUAGUUCAGCAGGUCCAAGCGGUGCAGCAAGCCGUUCAGCAGGCUCAAGCCGCCCAAGCGAUGCAACAAGCCGUUCAGCAGGACAUCGGCUCAAUGCUCAAUCAACCAGCUGGUUUCGUCGCUGAAGCGAGCUCCGUCCUCGCCAGUGGCGCUGCUCAAGAGCCUUGUCAACAGAGACUCACCAACGCUGCGGAACAAGCGAUAAACAGCGUCAUAACUAACGCCACCCAGGAUAUCAUCAACAAUCGUCCGUUCACGACCACUACAGCCCACGCGAUCAUAGCAACGAAAAACAUUCUGAACAGCGUCGCUACCCAAAGUGCACAAUUGAUGAACACCACGAUGGAAGGCAUACUGCCUAAGUCCCCAUCCAAUCAGGCUACCAUCGCUGAGCAAGUUGCCAGAAAAUCCCCGACGAUACCGGUCAACAGCAAUCGACAAACGAACGGUUCUAUCCCGAAUAACGUCACACCGGCCACCGGACAACAACAGCAAGUCAUCAGAAAACCUGAAGACGAUGGAAACAUGCUACCGCAAGAACUGACCUCCAUGUCCGAACACGAUCUUCUUAGCUACAUUAAUCCUAGCUGCUUCGAUCCGCAAGGUGGUUUUCUCAUGUAAUUCAACUCCGGAGGGAUUUUGGGAAAAAGGGGAUAAUUUUGUAAUCGCCCGUUCAACCUUCCUUGAAAUUCAGGUCAAUUCAUUAUCCUUAGAAGGAUACCAAAGGCCUCUUCAUAAGAAUUACCGAAAAGCUUCAUUUUUCGGUCUUCCCUGGUGAAAUUCUAAACAUUUUGGCACUUGGUACACUGAAUCGGACUUUUUCAAACAUCAAUAUAAAAUUCGAGAACGGAUAGAGCUGAAAUGGGGAAAAACAAACGAUAGUUAUUAGAUGUCUAGUAUAUAUCGUGCCAUAAGUUGUUACUUGGUAUUGAUUAUUAUAUAUUGAAAGAGAAACGAAUAGUCGCCUUACUCCCCUCUCCCGUCCUUCAUUUUUCCUGUCACUAUGAGUAACACCGGUGUGAUAUUUAUCAUUGGAUUUAAGCAGCCAAUGAAAAAAAAAAAAAUAAAAAUAAAAAAAAAACCUUCGUGAUUGUUACUUUACGUAUGAUUUUGUUGUUGUUAUUUUUGGAAGAGAAUUUCAAAAUGUCAUAUUGAAUGAAGAAACAGCGCGUACACUUUGAGUGAAACACGAAACGGUGGAUCUGCUUCGAUCGUCGUAAAGUAAAUAACUAUUUAAUGUUAUGUAAUGAUUAUUAAAACAAAACAAUACAAAAAACAGAAGACGGGCGCACGUGAAAGCGCGACAAUUGAAUAUCACUUUUUUUUUCAACAAAGGCGAAUGAUGAACUUUAUGUCCUUUAUAAAUCUUGAUCAUCAAUGAGAAUUUCAUUAUAUAUUUAUCGUUCAUGGAUACGUUAGUAACGCAUUGAAAGUGCCUUUCCUCGUGACCUUAAUUUCUCACGAAAAAAAAAAAAAAAAAAAAACAAAACAAAACAAAAGGAAAUACGAAAGAAAGAUGCUCUAAAUGUACGUCUAACGAAUGAUACAACAAUCUGACCCCACUCGUAGAAGAAUUUAUGUUUUCAAUACAGUGAAACGUGUUAUUGAGUGUAGCCAAUUUAGGCUUAUAUUAUAUUACAAUAAGAUAUUAAUGUUACGAAUUUUAUCGAUUAAUUUGACUUGAUUUCAUUACUGUGAAGGAAAUACGAAAACCCACACAUGAAACGAAUGAAUCAUUCUAUUGUUUGACUCUGUUUUUAUCAUGUAAUUUUAUGAAUUUUUAAGUGAUGUUUCUUACAUUGUUUAAUAUUUGAAUAUGUUGUUAAUUUGUAAAUUUUCGUAUACGUGUGCUACCGGCCAAACGCUUUUUCAAUUCUAAACCCCAGCAGAAUAUUUUCUCAUCCAUAAACUCUCCAACGGAGUCGCAACGACACUAAUUUCCUCAUAAAGUGUCCCCUCGAUAUGACAACAUAAUUCAAUGAUAUACCGAACAAAACGGUAUCCGAUUAAGUCGCAUUUGAUCCUGAAUGAAUGACGAAAAACUAUGUGAAACGAAGAAAUGUUUUUAAAAAAUUGAAGAGUCGUCUUCUCCCCCCAAAACCACGGGGUCGUCUAUCUUCUCGUUCUAAAACUCAACAAUUACUAAUAAAUCAUGUUUCUUUCCCCGAUGAAUCAGUUUCCCCUCGAAAAAAAAACUGACUCCUCCUGUAAUCAUGUCUGGAUAGUCACACGUAUAUGACAAUGAUAACAAACGUUAUGUGAUUACGUUGAUAUUAUCAACGCCUAGUAGACGAUAAAAAAAAUUUAAAAAAAAAAACAAAUAUAUAUAACGGAGAGAUUAUAUGUCCAGACGAAAAAAAAAAGAAGAAUAGGGAACGAAAGUAUAUACGUAUGUAUCUAUUUACAUCAAAAAGGAAUAUAAAUAUAUAAAUAUAUAUUUCCAAUAAAAGAACAUAUGCAUACACAUUUAUAGAUAUAUAUUUUUUACGUUUGCCCAAAGAAACACGUUCAGAUAUAUAUUAUAAAUGUGAGAAGUGAGCUUACUACAAAGUUAAAUUGCUAUAAAGAUAUUCGAGCCGGUAAUAUAACGUCGAACAAUAUACUCGAAUAUAAAUUCAUAUAACGGUUUUAUGAAUGGAAAAAAAUUGAGAAACUAUGGUAAAUGGUAUAUGAGGAUUCUUGGAUACUACAUUAAAAUGAAAUGUUUUUGAAUCAAGUCGAAUUUUUGUACGAAAAAUUGAAGACGAAAUAAUGAUUAAUAUGAAAAAAACUUUUACUCCAAAUCUACAGAGUUAACGUGAUAAAAUGAAGAUUACAUAUUUGGUAUUUGUUAUAUACGAGAAAUAAUUAUACAUGGAAAAAAUAAACUUAACUUGAGAGAAAGCGAUAAAAAUUAGUGCACAUGUGAUCUCGCGAAGGAACGAAAAAUAGUAAAUUUUUUAACCUUCAACAUGACAGUGAAAAAUUGAUGGAAAAAACUUACGAAAAAUGAGAAAUUUUCUUCUCUGUGAAAUUUUCCCGUAUUAUUUCAAUGCUAUUUUGUUUAUUGCUCCUCCACCAUCCAAUAAAAUAAUCAUUUGUAAUUUUAUAUAUGAAUAUGUAUAUACAUUCUUAUUCAUCUUUGUAUAUGCAUAUUCAUGUAUAUGAAAAAUAUUGUACUCUGUGUAAUUUAAUAUCCGUAACAUAUAUCGUACAUACUUUACGCACAUCGCUAUGGUACCGAAUUUAUGGUGUCCUUGAUAUUGAGAAAAAAACAGAAAGCAUGUAUCAUCUUUUCUUCUAUAAGUUGAAUAAAUGUUUCACAGCA
Venturia canescens is the source of this 7938-nucleotide messenger RNA. It is a transcript of the gene NFAT, whose product is annotated as NFAT nuclear factor. Gene Ontology annotation, molecular function: DNA-binding transcription factor activity, RNA polymerase II-specific; transcription factor binding; RNA polymerase II cis-regulatory region sequence-specific DNA binding. The coding region runs from base 951 to 5252 and encodes 1433 amino acids. Gene Ontology annotation, cellular component: transcription regulator complex. NCBI's taxonomy places the organism in Eukaryota, Metazoa, Arthropoda, Insecta, Hymenoptera, Ichneumonidae. The record is from RefSeq and is a predicted model, not a curated record. Gene Ontology annotation, biological process: regulation of transcription by RNA polymerase II. The transcript is spliced from 6 exons.